This is a messenger RNA of Chrysoperla carnea, 2256 nucleotides long. Its product is annotated as zinc finger BED domain-containing protein 4-like. The transcript has a single exon. The record is from RefSeq and is a predicted model, not a curated record. Gene Ontology annotation, molecular function: protein dimerization activity; DNA binding. Bases 50 to 2188 code for a protein of 712 amino acids. NCBI's taxonomy places the organism in Eukaryota, Metazoa, Arthropoda, Insecta, Neuroptera, Chrysopidae.
UUUGAUUGUUAUUUUUUAUUUUAAAAUCGUUAAAUAUUGAACAACUAAAAUGAGUUCUGUAAAGAAAAAAAGCACAAUUUGGAAUCUUUUUACUGUUAUAUCAGAAACAAAAGUAAAAUGUGAUAUAUGUGGUAACGAACUUUCAACAAAGAACAAAGCAACCACUAACUUACUCAGACAUGUUAAAAAUAAACACAAUAUCGUUAAAGUACAAAAAAGUGUUCCCGCAGUAAGUGUGUGCAAAAAAGAGGAAAAUGAAGAAGACUUAGAUGAAUCAGAUAACGUAAAUACGUUCUAUGCUUACGAUAAUUAUAUACCAGAAACAUCGCAAAUAGAAUCAACGCCAGAAGUAUCGAUGAAAAUGAAAAGAAGCGCAGCAUGGAAACGUUUUACUCUUUUAAGUGAUUCACGAGCAAGAUGUAAUCAAUGUGGCAAAGAAAUUUCCAUAAAGAAUAAAUCAACCACAAACUUAAUUAGGCAUUAUAAGAAAAAACACUUGAGUAUACAAAUCGAAAAAACAUUUUCAAUGAAUGAGGAUAAUAUCGCCACAAAUGAAGAAAAUUCAUUUGAUGAAGAUCCUUUAGAUAUUAAACCAUCCAUUUCCCAAGAUUCACCACCACCGCAAAAGAAGUUGAAACCUAUUAAAAUAAGUUUAAUUCGAAACAAAGCGAUUGAUAUGCAGUUAUUAAAGAUGAUUGUUAAAAAUUAUCAUCCUUUUGAUAUGAUUGAAAAUGUAGAAUUUCGAAAACUGAUAUCAUUGUUGAAUCCUCAAUAUACAAUUCCCGACCGUAAAGCUUUGAAUACGUUAUUAACAGAGUUACAUUUGAAAAUUUCAAACCAAAUUCAUGAAGAAUUGAGAGCAACAAGUAAUUCUGGUGUAACAAUUACAACGGAUAGUUGGACAUCUAUAAACAACGAUCAUUUCCAAGCUAUUACCGUACAUUUUUUGGAUGAAAAUUUUACGCUAAAAAGUUAUUUAUUAGAUUGUUUUAGAUAUAACGAAGAGCACAGCAUUGAUGAUAUAUCCGGUGAAAUAAAACGUAUUUCUAGUGAAUGGAACAUAAAUGAAAAGAUUUCAGCAGUGGUUACUGAUAAUACAAAAAAUAUAUCUGCUGCGGUGGAAAUGUGCGGAUGGAAUCAUAUUCCAUGUUUUGGUCAUUCACUUAAUGCAAUAGUUCAAUCGGCACUUUUAGAAAUAAAGACCUUACAUUCAAAGAUUAAACUUAUUGUAGAACAUUUCAAUAGUAAUACACAAGCUGCGGAAAAUCUAGAAAGUAUUCAAAAACAAAUGGGAGUUCCAAUUCAAUUGAAAGUUGUUAAUGAUGUGAAAAUGUAUUGGAUUUCCACUUAUGAAAUGUUUACCAGAAUUUUAAGCAUUAAAGAAUCCAUUAUUUCCAUUUUAACGGACACCCAUCUAACAGAAAUUGAUUGGUUUUUACUAGAAAACGUUUGUGAAGUAUUAAAAUUCUUCGAGAAAAUAACUGUAGAAAUAAGCGCGGAAAAAUCAGUUACAAUAUCAAAGUUGAUUUUUUUAUGUGAUUUAUUACUUAGAAAGUGUUAUGAAUUCAAAAAUGAAAAUAUUCUAAAUGAAACAGUCGAAUCUCAUGAGUAUUUAAAGUUUAUAAACAAAAUCAUCGAACAAGUAGAAACAAAAUUGAAUUAUAUAGGAGAAAGUAUGAUAAUAGCGGAAGCAACACUUUUAGAUCCACGAUUUAAGAACUUUGGAUUUCAUGAUGAUAAUCAUUUCGAAAAAGCUAGACAAUCUGUUUUGAAUUAUAUGACUUCUUUGGAAGAAAGAAUCGGUUCAAAAGAUAGUUUGUUUCAUCAUGUGAAUGUAAAAACAGAAAGUGAUAGUUUAUGGAAUCAAUUCGACAUACAAACUAAGCAAGUAAUCCAAAAUAGGAAUCCACGAGAUGACGCCGUUCUUGAAUUAGAUAAAUAUUUACAAGAGCCGCUUCUUCCAAGAAGUGAAAAUCCAUUAAUUUGGUGGCAGCAACGAAAAAAUAUUUAUCCAAAACUUAUAACAUUAGUUAAAAAUCGACUUUGUGUUAUUCCAACAUCUUUACCACAUGAACGUAUCUUUUCGAAAAAUAGUGGGAUACUACAUGAAAACCGAAAUAGACUUAGUGGUUCAAAAAUCUCCAAAAUAUUAUUCUUAAACGCAAAUUUAGAUUUUUUAAUAAACUAAUCUUAAAAUACAAAUUAAAAAUUCUUAUGGAUUCACUCUGUAUGUUAAACAAUUCUUUGUUUUAAGAA